UUAAAAAAUAUAGGGACACUUUUGUAAUAAUUUAAAAAAUGAAACAACGCCAACGAAGUUCACCGCCUGUUUGAGCACAGCCUUUGCAGUCUUGCAGAGCUUCUUUCUAGGGUUACUGCAAUAAUGAGACAGUGUCAUAUUAAGAAUAGGAGAGCUUGUGAGGUAUCUUAGUGGUUGAAAACAUAAUCAGGAGAAAGGAGUAGCCAAAGGGAAUCAACUAGUGUAUUUGGUGGAAAACCCAGUUGAAUUUUCAUUCUAUAAAUUCUGUCAUGAAUGGUGAAAAGAUAAAUUAAGGUUGUGUCUCUCAGACAAUGGAGAUUGAAACAUUAUGGGAAGAAGUGAGAGAGCUGAGUCUGGGGCUGUCAGGGAAAGUGGAGCGGCUGGACUCGCCCCCGACCCCAAUCCAAUUCCUAAGGGACUUUGUCUCUCAAAACAAGCCUUGUGUCAUCUCUAAUGCUAUCAACCACUGGCCAGCCCUCUCUAAGUGGUCCAAUGAUUCCUACCUUAUAGAAUCUCUUUCCACCUCAUCUUCUUCCGAUCAAUUGGUGUCUGUACACCUCACCCCUAAUGGCCGAGCUGAUGCCCUUGCCCCCCUAAAUGAUCGUGUCAAAACCAAUGGAACAUCGUCCUCACCAUCCUCUGCUUCUCUCUGUUUUGCCUCCGCUCAUGUUGAGCAUAUGCCUUUCCCUGAAGCUCUUAAACUUAUCAGCUCCCCUGCUUCCAACAGCAACGACAUGCCACCCAAAUUUGUUGCCUAUGCGCAGCAACAAAAUGAUUGCUUUCGCUCAGAGUACUCAGCACUAUCUCCCGAUUGUGAUGCCCACAUUCCUUGGGCAUCGGAUGCUCUUGGCUGCCUCCCUGAGGCUGUUAACCUCUGGAUUGGUAAUCAUCUGUCUGAGACCUCAUUCCACAAGGACCAUUAUGAGAAUCUAUAUGCUGUUGUGACUGGACACAAGCAUUUCCUGCUUCUUCCUCCAACUGAUGUUCAUCGUAUGUACAUCCAAGACUAUCCUGCUGCCCAAUAUUUGUAUUCUCAGGACACAAGGGAUUUCACUUUGGAAUUGGAUAAGCCACUUAGAUAUGUACCUUGGUGUAGUGUGAAUCCCUACCCUUCUGUGGAAAACAAAGUUGAGGAAAUGGCCAAAUUUCCUUUAUUUUUUCAGGGUCCAAAGCCAUUUGAAUGUACCGUCAAUCCUGGAGAGAUUCUUUACUUGCUUGGUGAUUUAUGCAGGCCUAGCAUGUGGUUUCAUCAUGUUAGACAGAGUCCAGAUGAUAGUGGACGAAUUAUUGCCGUAAAUUAUUGGUAUGAUAUGCAGUUUGAUAUCAAGUAUGCUUAUUUCAACUUUCUGCAAUCAAUUCAUCACCCGGUACUUAAGAGCACGAUGCUUAAGAUCGAGUGUGAGGGUUCAGAAGCUGCCAAGCCGGUGCUGAAAACAAAUUCAAGUGAAGAUGAACUUUUGGCUGGUGUUUCUUAGCAAGUUAUACAGCCACCACUGUGCUUAGAGCAGAAAUUGAGGUAAUGGAAUAAUUUUGUAGCUGUUACAAACUUACACUAUACAUUCCCUAUUGGGUCAAACUUAAUUGCUCAUUCAAAACUGUGAUUAAAAUAUUUCAGUUGAGACAUUUAGUUUAGAAGCUGUAAUUAAUAUAGGCCAAUUUUGUUGGUAAAAGUUUGAGCUAAUAAGUUAUUUGAGAUGUUACAUUCACUACUCA
Molecule: messenger RNA, 1713 nt
Organism: Humulus lupulus (European hop)
Lineage: Eukaryota; Viridiplantae; Streptophyta; Magnoliopsida; Rosales; Cannabaceae
Product: lysine-specific demethylase JMJ32
Exons: 5
Coding region: 312-1475 (387 amino acids)
Molecular function (GO): 2-oxoglutarate-dependent dioxygenase activity
Source: RefSeq, a predicted model, not a curated record